Molecule: messenger RNA, 6734 nt
Organism: Formica exsecta
Lineage: Eukaryota; Metazoa; Arthropoda; Insecta; Hymenoptera; Formicidae
Gene: IntS6
Product: integrator complex subunit 6
Exons: 9
Coding region: 1-2937 (978 amino acids)
Biological process (GO): snRNA 3'-end processing
Cellular component (GO): integrator complex
Source: RefSeq, a predicted model, not a curated record
AUGACCAUAAUAGUCUUUUUGAUCGACACGUCGGCCUCCAUGAAUCAGAGGGCAUAUUUGGGCGGACGGCCCACGCUCUUGGACGUAGCCAAGAGCGCCGUGGAGACUUUCGUGAAGGUACGACAGAGAUCGCCGGAGAGCCGCGGGGAUCGUUACAUGCUCCUGACCUCCGAAGAGCCACCUCAGAACAUCAAGGCAGGAUGGAAGGAAAACUUGGCAACUUUUAUGAAUGAACUUAAGAAUUUACAAUGCAUCGGCUUAACAACAUUAGGUGCUGCUUUGAAGCAUGCCUUGGAUGUAUUGAAUAUAAAUCGCAUGCAAACCGGCAUAGAUACAUACGGCCAAGGAAGAUGUCCAUUUUACUUAGAACCAUCUGUUAUAGUUAUUAUAACAGAUGGAGGAAAGUACACAUCCAACGGUGUACCCCCAGUGCACCAAGACUUUACAUUACCCAUGCAUUCUCCAAUACCCGGAUCUGAAUUAACCAAGGAACCAUUCAGAUGGGACCAAAGAUUGUUUUCUUUAGUGUUACGUUUAUCAGGAACACCAGCCGUCGAACGAGAUAUAGGCUUGGUGGCGAGUGAUGCGUCACCGAUUGAUGCAAUGUGCGAAGUAACUGGAGGUCGUUCGUAUUGCAUCACGUCAUUCCGAAUGAUGAUACAGUGCAUAGAUUCGCUUGUGCAAAAAGUUCAAUCAGGCGUGGUGAUAAAUUUCGAGAAAAUCGGUCCUGAUCCCCCGCCGUUGACUAACGACGCGCCACAUCAGGAUGAAGAGGAGAAUGAAGACGAUGGUAACGCGGGACCGCGCGCUCAAUAUCCAAAUGCGCUAGCGCCAGGCAAUACGGCUUGGUAUUCCUGUAGACGUUUGAUUUAUGUACCACGAUCGGCGCAGAAAGGUUUCGCAGUCGGAUUCUGGCCGAUUCCCGAGAGCUUUUGGCCGGAUCUUAACGCCAGCUCGUUGCCGCCGAGAUCGGCGCAUCCAAAUGUAAAAUUCACAUGUACCAGCCAGGAACCGAUGGUAAUCGAGAAUCUACCAUUCGACAAAUACGAGUUGGAACCGAGUCCUCUAACUCAAUACAUCCUGGCGCGGAAGCAACCGACGACAUGCUGGCAAGUGUUUGUGGCCAAUUCGUAUAAAUCGAGCGAAGUUGGCCAUCCAUUCGGAUACUUGAAAGCGAGUACAAACUUAACUUGCGUAAAUCUCUUCGUUAUGCCUUAUAAUUAUCCUGUGCUGUUACCCCUGUUGGAGGAGCUCUUUAAGGUGCACAGGCAAAAACCGACUCCCGAAUGGAGAGCGCAGUUUCAGAGUUACGUGAGGACCAUGCCUACUUAUUAUGCCGUUUCGUUAAGGAGAGCUUUAACUAGAAUGGGUGCAUCCGCGCCUCUAGCACAAACAUUGUUACCGGAUACUAUGGAUACUUCUUUAUCAUAUAGCGUUUUAACUUAUUUGAAGCGACUCAAAAAUUUGGCGAAGCUAGAAUUCGAUCGACUUUGCAGCGAAGUCAUUUCUAAGCAGGUCGCCGUUUCGAAUCUUACGAAAAAUUUAUCCAACUGUACCACGAGUGCGGUGACGGAAGGAGUGAGAGUAAUACCGAGAACACCACUGAAGAAAGAUCUGGUGUCCCAUCCUUUAUUACAAGACAAAUUCACGGGUCUCCGCGAUCAACUGAACGAGUUUGGAGGUUUUGUAGUCGGAUUAGUGAAGAAUCAGCAGCAGCAACGUGGCGCGCACAGUUACAGGAAUGUUGACGUUCCGAGAAAGUCUCUACUCGAUCAAGUCAUGAGGAUGCGCGCGAAUUUUUUACAGCCUGGUUUACUGCACACGAAAUUGCUCGAUGACGACUACGUUCACUCGAUGCCUUUAGCCCAAAUGGGAAAUUAUCAAGAAUAUUUAAAACGUAUGACUCCACCGUUGAGGGAAAUCGAGAGUGUGCCAGUGAGACAACAUAUGUUUGGCAACCCGUUCAAGAUAGACAAGAGAAUGAUGGUAGACGAGGCGGAUAUUGAUAUAGUCGGCGCGACAUCCUCUACAUCGAAAAGCGGUCUCAAACGCACUCUACCACAAUCGGAUGGCCCGUCUUCCCCGAGACCGCCGCCUAACAAGAGAAAGCCUGGGCCCAUACCGAAAGAUGUGAUAGUACGACGGCCAUCAUACUCAUCGCCUAGCAACACUCCACCGAGUUCACCGAUUCCGUGGGUGAUGGAGGAUGCGAAGAAUCAAGCGACGGCGGUAACAGUUGCCGAUACGAGUACUCCACCGACUUUGACCAGUCUGCCCAAUGUAUCACCGUGUCACGUGUCAUCGGUACCGUGUUCGAGCGCCUCAGAAAAGUUGGUAAACGGACUCGCGGAAAUGCCGCCAGCCAUACCGGUAUUCGAACCAAUUCCGGUGGAGCAUGUUAACAAUCAUAUGGACACGCCGCCAGUUCUGACGCCAAUAGUUAACAAUAUCGACACGAUAUCAAUGUCAAAGGGUGAAGUUAAAAGUGAACGGACAGAUAACGUGAGGAAUGAGUGCCGAUUACCCGUUAACGAUUGUAUCGAAAAUAGUGCGCGAGUUGUUGAUAGUGGUAUAGAGGAGAGACUGUCUAAUCACGUGGAGGAGAAGCGAGAGUUGAAGCCUGAGAAAGAGAAAAAGUUAACAAAAAAGGAGUUGGAGGACAUCAGGCGGCACAAUUUGAAUAUUCGGGAACUCGUUUACAAGGAAGUGCGGAGAAGAGGAACAAAUUACGCAACGCUGUUUUCACAUCUACACCAAAUUCAGGGAACCCUAGAUAUUCGGCUUGCAUUUGUGAAAGACAUAGUGAAGGAAUCAUUACGCUUUAAACGACGUAAUCUAGCGUCGCUAUUAGAGGAGUAUCUUAAAACUAUUCAAGAGGACGGUUGCGCUAUAAAUUAUAAGUUGAAUCACAAUGGUGCCACGAAGAUAAGUUGUUAAGAUAUAUGCGUAAUUAGGGCAUUAUCUUAAUAAUAGUGGAGGAAGUAGAUUGUGAAAGAACUCUUGUGGGAAUUUUUGUCAGAGGUUUUAGUAGCGGUCUUGAACUUUCGGAAAUAAGGACUACUUUUGAUACUCACUGGAAAGACCUGCACAAUCUCGAAGUCUUAGCAAAUUUCAAUAGCAUUCUCAGUGUCAACCACUAAGUAAGCCAUGGCACUUUUACGAUUUACUUUUAAGCUUUGCGAGUGAUCAGUUGGUAGAAAUUUCGAGUGUGUUUUAUAAUAGGGGGCAUGGUUAUAAAUUAAAGCAAUAAUUUAUUCACAGAAUGUAACGACAAAAACGAUUUUAUGGAGCAAUAUUCUCUCAUGUAUACUCUUAAUAUUUCUCGAAUAAUAUUUCUCUAAUGAUCUUGUUUUAAAACUUGACCAUUUUAAAUCUUACUCUGUAAAGAAAUUCAAAAUUUUAUGUAUCUCGGAUGCUUGAAAAUAUUGUAUCAUACAAUCGCGCGUAACGUAAUAUAUAUACGUAUAGACUAUAUUCAUACAAUAUAUGUUGAAGUUUUUAUCCUUUAUACGAGUAUAUGCACGCGUUUCUAUAUCGUUACAUGUAAAUACGUUUACACAUUUUGUUUCAUCGUUUAUUAUAAUGUAUUUUUUCUCGGAAUUUUGCCGAUAUCUCACUUGGCACAUUUAUUACAAAUAUGUCUUGCAUGCUGGCAUACAAGACAAUAGUUGCAUAUAUGUGAGACGAAAUUAUAAGAAAAAUACAAUAUUGAUUCUUUGUAAAUGCGAGUCUGCACAUAUAAAGUUUAUUUGAAGUACAAGUGCAAUCAAACGAGCAUAAUUCUACCAGCUGCCCAGUCCUCAGCACUUAUGUCAAAUUUAGGACAAAAUAAUUGUAUUAACGCGUAUUACUCUUAUAAUUAUAUUUCCUAUUAUAUUUAAUCUAUCUAUAUACACAUCAUACACACACAUUUGUGAUCUACAUUAUUAAGUUUAAUAAAAUGCCAUAGUUUAACACUAUACCAAAUUUGUCUGUAAAUUUUGUUGUGUACUUUGUUAAUAUUAUAAAAGUAAAUUAAGAUCUGACUUUUUAUUGAUGACACAUAUGCAACAGGACAUUAUUUGCAAGAAUUGCACUUGUUCAUGAUUUUUCUUUAUAUAUAAAAGAUGAGAACAUAUCUUUUGUUAUACAAAAGAAAGAAAUUGUAGAGACCUUCAUUCCACUGUGAGAAAAUUUAUUAUGCGUUUUAUUAUAUAAUUAAUAGAAUUAGAAUAUUAAAAAAAAAAAUAGAAAUUUUUUGCUUUGUUGCAGUGGAUUUUUCUUCUUUCAUGAUACGAUAUUAGCUUUUAUAAUGCGAGACCUGUCGCAAAUAGACUUAUACCAAAUAACAUUUAAAUGAGGCAUUAAAUGCAAACUUGAAUUUAUUGUGAAAUCUUCUACGAAGGGUUGACAGUGCCUGAUGCUAUUUGAAAUUGACAUAAUGUAUUUAUAUUCAACCCACUAUGUCUCCAAAGCGUUUAAUAAUAUUUUUUUGCAUAUAAUUAUAUAUAUAUAAACUUAAAAAAACAUCUUUAAUUUAAAAUAUAUGUAUUGUGUAUCAGGAAUAAUAAGAAUUAUAAAUUAUGAAUUUCUCUACUAUUGUAUGCAAGUUGCCUAUUAUAUUAUACAGAUUCUGUAUAAUAUAACAGACAUUUACACAAGAUAAUAUAUUUUCCGUUUUUGUCUCUAAUGGAAAAUAAUGUAGUAUCAUAGUGUUGUAACAUUGUGGCUAAUCUCCAAUGCUUCUUGUAUAACAUAUUUAAUUUCUGAGAGGGAGAGAGAGAGAGAGAUGUGUGUAUGUGUGAGAAAAAUAAAAAUGUAAUAAAUUAGUGUAAGAAACAUUGGCAAGUAGCCAUAUUGUUACAACAUCGUGAUACCAUUUCAAAAUGAGAAUUUCAUUCUAAUUCUGUAUAAAUUCAAACAAAUGUGUAGUAUAACAGAAUCAAAACUGCAAUAUAUGUCUGAAAUAACAAACAUAGAGCAAAAUAAAUUGUAUGUUUUAUCCUCAAAUUCUUAUGUGUAUGUGCAACAUGCAGCAGCAAUUUGAAGCAAUAUUAUUCUUUAAAAAAGAAAUUACUUUGAUGAUACACAUGUGGGUUGAAGGAAUGCAUGUUAAUAGCGAUAACUUUCUCAUUUGUAUCACCACUAGUUAUAAAUGUCAAAAUUACUUAAUGAUUUGUCAAAAAUAAUUCGACCAAAUAUUACAUAGGUUAAUAACACAAGCUAGGAUGAUUAUCUUACUUACCAUCUACCUGUGAUUUUUAUAUUAUAGCUUAUAUAUGUCAUGGAAUAUUAUUAAGUAUCAUUAUCAUCAUCAAUACUUUACUACCUUACUUUUUCAUAAAAGAAGAACAUCUAAAGUGAAAAUUAGGACAAAUUUAAAGACAUAUCAUCAUACAUGAAUAAAUUAUUGUAGAGAUUUUUAAUUUGUACAUAGUCUUUAAAAACUCUAUACCAUUGUUAUGAAAAAAAUAAUAGUGUUCUUUUUUUUUCAUAAAUGUUUUGAGACUUUUAUUAAUAUUUUAAGUGAGAUAAUCAACCAUAUGUUUUCUUGUAAACUUGAUAAUGUCCAAUACUCUUUAGAAAGAGAUGCAGACAAAAUUGUAUUUAUUAGUUGAAAAUAUGUUGAAUAUCUCGUAUAUAAAUUAUUUUAUAAUAAUGGAGCUUAGCUGAGUCACACAAAGACAAUGACGCUAGACGCUUAUUUGCUCCAAAAAGAAAUUAGUAGAAAAUUAUUGAAUACAAUUAUUGAUAUGACACUAAGUGCGAUUGUAUGUAAAAGGGAUUAUGGAUAAUUAGAAAAAAUGUGUGGAAGAAUUCCAAGUACCUCGAUUACAACCUCUUUUAUUACAGCACAGCUAUACUUUAUUACUAUAUUAAGAUUAUUUAUUAUUGUAUUAUACAAAGUGUGUGAAAUAGAUGAAUAAUUUUUUUUUAUAAACUUAAUUAGGAACUGUAGAAAAUAACAUGGUAUACAAAUGUUCUACCAAAGCAAGAUUGUGUUUCUGCACACUUUUACAACUGCUUUAUAAACUGUAACAUUUAUGUAGAAUUCACUGUCCCAAAUAUUUCCACAAAAGCAACUGGAACAUGAUCCCAAAUAAUUGAGUUUGUCAAAAGCUCAGUUUAUGAAGUGUCUAUUGUAAGCUUUGUCAGUAGAAAAAUAACAAAAUUAUACAUAUCACGGAUGUAUAAUUUUGUACAAAUGCAAGAAUUCGUGCAAUUAUGUCAAUAAAACAUAAGCUUAAUGUAGACGUAACUCAUGCUAAUCUGUUACGAUGGGCCGAUAGAAACUGUGUUGCCAAAUUACUGAAAAUUGUUUAUUAUCUAGAAUUUUUCAUAAUCAGAUGAAAAUAGAAUUGAAUUGCAUGAUUUCUUAUUAGAACGUAUAAAAAUGCAGAAUUGAUAAAAGAGGUAAAAGGAAAAAAGAAAUAUAAACUCAUUCUUUUAAAUCAGAUAUCGGCCAUUCUAAUUUUAUACAAUAGUAUAAAGAUGGUAAUAAGAACUGUAUUAUAUACGUCUCUUUUUAUGUAUUAUUCAGGAUGUUACUAAAUGUUAAUUACUAUUUUUUCACAAUAGUGAUAGUGAUAUUUGCAUUGUUGUAUAUACGAAAUUGUACAUAAGACGCGUGUAUUAGUAUAUAUGUAAUUAUUAUUAUAGAAAUUCAUAUUGAAACGACUGUCCUGUUUUUACGUUUAUAUUUUAGGUAAAACGAUAAAUAAGCCUCUUGAAAUGAAUAAACAAAUUGACAGAAA